UUUUAAAGUAAUAAUAUUAAUGUUGGGUUAAUGUUAUUGCUGUUAGCUUGUGUUUUAUUCUCAGGUUGAGAACUGCUUACCUGAACCAACUGAGCGGACACAAAUUGUUGCCUACCCUAACGAGCCCAUCCACCAUGCUGAUCAAUCACAUCUCGUAUAACCCUUUUUAAAGUGUCUGGUUUCCGAGUACUUGAGGUCACUGAUUUGACAUCUGUUCCCAGCGAUUUAUUGCAAUAUGAGCCUACCAUUGUCUCAUCAUGGGCCGUCCUUCUUUGUUUCUCACGGCACCGGCCCGUUCCCUUUACUGGGUGGCGAUGAGCAACGCCCCUUUUUGGACACUUUAAAACGGAAUAGACAUGUGAUUGAAGGCGUCAAAGCAAUCAUCCUUUUCUCUGCACAUUGGGAAACGGACGAGCCUCACAUCAGUGGAGGAACCAAGCCUGGACUUUAUUACGAUUAUGAAGCGCAAAGGAAGAUGCUACCACCCGCCGCGUUUGAGUUCCAAUACGACGCACCCGGUGAUCCAAAUUUGGCUCGAGUCAUUGCUACGGAACUGGCUAAACAUGGAUUCAAGCCGCAGAUUGACUACGAGCGUGGAUUUGACCACGCUGUUUACGUGCCUAUGACGGUGUUAAGACCCGAGGCGGAUAUCCCAAUCGUGCAAAUGUCAAUCUUGAAAUCUACGACUGAGCGUGAAGCUACGGAGCGCAAUUUAGCGCUCGGUCAGGCCAUGCGCUGUUUUCGCGACGAUGGUUACGCCAUCCUGGGAAGUGGGGGCUCAUAUCACGACUUCAAUGCGAUAGCUGGAGCAUUUUUCAAGCUUCCUUCCGACCCUCGUGCUACCGUCCAACUAGAUACCGGUGCAUACGAGUUCGAGGAUUGGCUAGCAGAUCAGGCGUCUAUCAGUGACGUGUCGCAGAGGUGCGAGGCCCUCGCUCGCUGGAGAAACGUACUGGACAGCUGGAUUGCGCAUACCGAGGGGAGCUCAGAUCAUUUGAUGCCGUUUAUGGUUACCGCUGGGGCAGGAGGUGAAAGCAAGGGGAGGAGAAUUGAUUAUUGCGAGGUUGUUGGGGCACCGAUGGGUUUCUAUCUGUGGUAGUAGAACAUACUCCAGUGGAAAUACUAAGCCUAGAGGAUUCAAUUGUGUACAAAUCAGGAAGGCAGAAACUAACUCUCGCCCUUCAGAUGGUCCUACACUUAGGAACAAGAGCAUAAGGCAAGAUAUGGCCUUCGUAUGCUAUCUGACUAGGUGUUAGCACUAUCGAAAAACAAAAUAUGGGGUGUUAGUCAAGGAUAGCUUAUACUUACUCAUGCCUCAGUUGAAUAUUUUUAAGUAUAG
This is a messenger RNA of Boeremia exigua, 1339 nucleotides long. Its product is annotated as catalytic LigB subunit of putative aromatic ring-opening dioxygenase. Gene Ontology annotation, molecular function: oxidoreductase activity, acting on single donors with incorporation of molecular oxygen; ferrous iron binding; zinc ion binding. The transcript has a single exon. Lineage: Eukaryota; Fungi; Ascomycota; Dothideomycetes; Pleosporales; Didymellaceae. The coding region runs from base 236 to 1099 and encodes 287 amino acids. The record is from RefSeq and is a predicted model, not a curated record.